Molecule: messenger RNA, 1581 nt
Organism: Chara braunii
Lineage: Eukaryota; Viridiplantae; Streptophyta; Charophyceae; Charales; Characeae
Source: the annotation of a GenBank genome assembly
GCAUCCCAGAAAGGCAGUUGGUAUGCCCUAAAACUGUUCGUACUGCUGUGGAGCGCAAAUGCGACCUGUAUGUACGACAGAUUGCCAGUGGAGCAAAAAUGAACAGUGAUAACGACAAGGAGAGUUUGGCUGACUCGCCUCAGCAGCAGUGUCCGAGAACCAGCAGGCGGCCGAGUCGCAGCAAUUGUUCCAGCCUCGAGGGUGUUAUCAGCGGAACCGGUGGUGGGGCGUUUUGCGGACGGCAUGGGUAUAUGCAAGGGACGGGCGUGGACACGCCUGUGGCAGCACCGGAUUUGGUCAACCCUGGGCGACGUCGUGUUUCUUGCGGAGGUGCUUCCCCUGCCUCGUGCGAGUCCCCUCCCGCUGUGUUGCUCACUGCAGCGGAUCGACAGAAUAUUCCCAGCCGAGCCUCCCCUUUUGACGUCUCCGUCGAACGCCUGAGACAAGACAUCAAGCUGCGCAGAGGCUUGGCAGCGGGAACGACUGCAGGAGUAGCACGAGCACCAGGCGGCGGCAGCGUCGGGGCCAGAGGAGGAGUGUCUUUUACCGCUGCCCAGGAUGCUGGCGGGACGUUAACCAUGUUGUCAACCACCUCCCACGGACAUUCCAAUUAUGCGGAGGGUUUUUCAUCACCGCCCGGUAGUGGAGGGAGCAUGGGAGGUGUGUUGGGGUCUUUCACCUAUGUUCAGCUACAGCUGCUGGCCUUCAUCAUUGUCUUCUCUGCUAGUGGACUUGUGCCGAGGACUGACCUUGUCUUCGUCGGUUGGGUUAGUGUGUACACCUUGAUGUUAGCGAAAUUUGUCUUCCCUGUCGUGCCCCGUCAACCCAUUCCGAAGAUCUUGGAAGGCGGUGACCACUUGUUUCAUGUGUUUGUGCUUGUUGGGGCAUUGCUGGGGGUAUUCUUGCCCAUGGCAUACAGCCUUGGGGGGUUCAGCAGGGGUGAUCAAACAGCCAUGCGCGCUUCCACACCCCAUCUUUUUCUGCUUUCUUGCCAGAUUCUAACCGAGAAUUUCGUGGUUGGUACCUCCUUCUUCUCUGUUCCCACUCGUGUCCUUGUGUCUGUGAUGUAUAAUGCACGGAGACUCUUCUCUCUGGCGGACUGGAUGUCAGCAGUCUAUGGACCACCACAAGAUGGUCCAGUUAUUGUGGGCGCGGGACCUGCUGAGCUCGUUAGGACUUAUAGCCCGGACUUGCUUUGGACCUGGUUCGGACGGGCCUUGGCCCUCACUAAUAUGGUGUUCUGGUCAUUCAAUCUGUUCUGCAUCUUGUUGCCAGUGCAUUUGCCGCGGGCCUUUCGAAAGUACUUCGAACAAGAAGCGGCAGCGGGAGCAACGGCCGCUGGCGCAGAAGUGUCAGCAACAGCAGCUGCGCUUAUGAUUGGUCAUCAUAGUACUACAGCUAGAUUUGAGAGGCACGAAGCACCCACGGCUGCGCCGAUGACGCUGCAUGCAACGACAACCACCAUCACGCCUCAUCAUCCGAAAUACCAGUAAUAAUGGCCUCAGUGUACAGCCGGUUUCGAGUUUCCUUUUGUCUUCCCAUGUAUAUUUUGACCUUGGCCAAUCAAUGUACCAACCUUGA